Schistosoma spindalis is the source of this 1059-nucleotide messenger RNA. NCBI's taxonomy places the organism in Eukaryota, Metazoa, Platyhelminthes, Trematoda, Strigeidida, Schistosomatidae. The record is from the annotation of a GenBank genome assembly.
AUGUUAUUAAAAAUAUGGUUUAAAAUUGAUAUUAGAGAUUAUAAUAAUUGGUUAUGCAUAUUUCAUACAAGUUCAUCAAAUUAUUUAUUUUAUUGGUCAGCAUAUAUGCAAUGUAUAUUAUCAAUACAACGUUGUUAUCUUGUUUUAUAUCCAUUACAAGUUAAAUCAAAAUGGAUGUCUUUAUCAAAACUUUUUAUGUAUCAAAUAAUAAUGUCUAUUUUAUUGAUUAUACCAAUACUUCCAUAUCCAUUAUAUUGGCAAGUUAUUAAUAAUGACUGUGAUCCAGUUAAUGAAAAGAUAUUUCGUUUGACAACAUUAUGUGAUUUAAUAUUUUGGGGAUUAAUACCAGUAUUUAUUAUGACUACAUGUACGGGAAUUAUUUGUCGUAAUUUAUUAACAAGGAAUAAAUUCACAAAGAAAACUAUUCAAUCCAAAGUGAAAACUAAUCAACAUAGUAACUAUUAUUAUUCAACUCAUACCACAAGAAGUAUCAAUGAUUUAUGUAAAAGUCAUUAUCCAGAAGACUCAGAAAUACAUGUACAUAGUGAAAAGAAAUCAUGUCGUUCAGAAAGUUUAAUAUCAAAUCAAGAAAAUAUAUUUAUUACAAAUAGUCAUACAACUCGUUCUUUGAAUGACUUUCGAACAACAUCAGAGUUAAAUAAACGUAAAUAUAUCUCACAAGAUAGUCAUACACAUGUAACGCCAUUAUUACUAUGCAUGAAUUUUGUUUAUAUGGCAAGUGUUUGUCCAUUACUUACAUAUUUUUUAUAUUUAAAUUUCAUUGUAGAUAGUAUUGAUAAUAAUAUGCAUAAAUUUCUAUACUACUUAUUUCGUAGUUUUUGCUUAUUGAGUACAUGUACAAAUUGGAUAUUUUAUUGCGUUGCUGGUAAAAAAUUUCGUGAUCGUACAAAACAAUUAUUAUUAUCAUUAUGUAAUUCAAAUAAAAUUUCAUCAGUCAUCAAUGAAAAUGGUUUCUUAAUUAUUAAAUAUACUGACAAGCAUAGGUGUUCAGUUUCAAAUAUAACAAGAACUAAAGGAUUAUCAUCAUCUGGUCAUUAA